Molecule: messenger RNA, 532 nt
Organism: Temnothorax curvispinosus
Lineage: Eukaryota; Metazoa; Arthropoda; Insecta; Hymenoptera; Formicidae
Product: omega-conotoxin-like protein 1
Exons: 3
Coding region: 129-374 (81 amino acids)
Source: RefSeq, a predicted model, not a curated record
UUCGUAGUCGUAUAAAUGCUUUGACCGCGUUGCAACACAAAGUAUCUCAGUCGAGGUUAAGCUCUCAAGACGAUCAGAUCUGAAGAAGAAUUCUUGUCGAACCGUUUGAAUACAACGUUGCUGAGAAGAUGGCAAAAUUAAUGCUGUACGUCUUUAUAACGUUGCUAUCUGUCACUCUUAUCAUGGCCGCUACUAUAAGCCCAACCGAUAAGCCCAACUGCGGUCGACACGGUGACCCUUGCGUUUCUGCUUCGCAAUGCUGCAGCAAUAUGAGAUGUCACCGUUACGCAAAUAGAUGUCAAGUCAUAAUUACCGAGGAAGAAUUAAUGGCACAACGUGAGAAGAUUUUGGGCCGAAGAGGCAAAGAUUAUUAGAAUGGUUAAGUUUUCUAUACCUCGGAAUAUUAUAAUGGACGAUGAUCUUAUUAAUUUACCAUGACUCUGAUCUAAAAACUGUGUUUUGAGAAAUUAAAUAUUAAUAUACAAUACUGAAUUUCUGUAAUAAUCAGAAAAUUAAUAUAAUACAUAUUAUA